UUGUCUUCCAAAUACAGACACCAAAAGAACAAACUGUCCUGCUUUAGCUGCUCACAGCCAUAAAGUCUACUGAGACCAAACAGCAGUUGCCUGGGAACAAAAGAAAACAAAUCCCAUGUCUGGCCAAGUGAGUCCAGGCAACAUGUAACCUCUUUCCUGCUCUAACUACAACAAUCUGGCUAGUUUUUAAGUCUCAGGCUGGAGAAAGAGAUAGUCAGGUGACCCUCAAACUGCAGAACGUGUUUGGAGUCUUAUUCCCUUUUGCCUCUUUCCUGGGACUCAGUGUACUGGAUCCAAGGAAGUGGACUCAUUAAUGCUGCUGGCUGGACUGUGUUGGGUAACAUAAUCUUGCAGACAGGUUCCACUGUCAACUCCUGUGUCACAGCGGCUUACUGAAUAGUGUUAACUACAGCCUCCGUCACUGUCCCGUGUCCCCCUGCAGCAGAAUGGCCAAGGGAAAGAAAACCAGACAGGCUAAAAGUAAGACAAUCACCUUGAAAAUGGCUCAGAACUGCGUGGAGUUGUCAUUGGACGGUAAACGUUGUCUGGAUCUCAGUUUCAAGGAGAUCACCACGGUGCCAAGGUGCAUCCAGAAGCUGUGCGAAAUGGACGAACUGGACAUGAGCAGGAACCUGAUCAGAAAGCUCCCAGACUUUAUUGACAAUUUCAUCAACAUCUGUGUCUUAGAUCUGCACAGCAACUAUCUGGAGGAGCUCCCUGUGACUAUCGGCCGUCUCCAGAACCUGCUGGUUUUGAACCUGUGUAACAACCGUCUGACAAGCCUCCCCAGCGAGCUCGGCCUGCUGAAGAAACUCCACACGCUCAACCUGGGCCUCAACCAGCUGGACGCUCUGCCCGGCUCCAUCGGUGCGCUGAAGGAGCUCCGCCACAUCGGCCUCUCUGACAACCGGUUCACCCGCGUCCCUGGCUGCCUCUCGAAGCUGAACAAGCUGGAAAGGGUCAACCUGGACAGGAACCCCAUCUUCGCCAAGCAGGACCCCAGCCAAGAGUCACUCAGGAUAACAGAGAGGCUUUACCUGGUCAAGGAGAGCAUCCUGUGUGAAGACUGCCUGAAUAAGUGCCAAACCGAGAGGAAGAAGCUGGAGGAUAUGGCAAGAAGCCCAAAUUACUAGAUUUACCCAACUUGGUGACCCGGGAAGACAGGGAGAUGUAGAGAUUGGUUUCACUUUAAAAAGCACAUUCACACAAGGAAAUUUCAAAUCAUUCUUAGUCCUUUUAUAUUACCUCACUGUAAAUUCAAGCAUAUGAGAUUAUUUCAUGCUGAACUGUACCCUCAACUGUAAAGUGAUUUCAACUUGCACUAUGGCACCAUCUGCUGUUUGGAAACGUACAGUAAGGAGCCUAAUUAAACAUCCACUGGAUGUACACAAUGCACUAGCAUAGUUACAGACGGGCUUUUAUGGGGCUGCUAUCGAUUGAAUGCUUUGGUCAAAGACCCUUCAGAGAUAAGGAUGCUUGUGAACACAUUUUGUAACUCUUGUUUUCUGGUUCAACUGCAUUUUUAACCAACAGGACAUCUUAACCUUCUCAAGUUUUUCAAAAUAAAGUUUCACAUUGUUAAAAUAAAUUAGCUUAAUAUCCAAUGGGCCUAUUUGAUGACAGAAACCUAAUAUGGUUUCACUUUUGUGAUUUUCUCACUUAUGGUUUAUGGUAGUGUAAAAAUACAAUUGUAUACAGUUGUAUAAUUGUGACCCAGAUGCAGGUUUUAACUGCAUGAAAAUGAACAGAGGAAAAUGUACAGUAAAUACAAUGUGCUGUACUGCAUGUGUUGGCACUCUCUUGGGCCUAGAGGGCAGCACAGACUACCAGAGGUCACGAAUACUCACUGAGUACCAGCCCCUUUCUACACCUUUCUGUCAUUGAUUCUGAAUGUUUUAACAGGCAAUAAAUUAUGUGACUUCAAUUCCAGUAAAGGUAUUCUGUCAAUACAUUGUAGGCACCAACAAGGAUGUUGAAAAAAAGGCAGUGCUGAUUUCUGCACAUCAUCAAAUCUUCACUGUAUGAAAUGAAGUAUAUUAACUUAGUCACAGCAAUGUGAUGCUGAGUUUAAAGUGUAAGCAUCAUUUAGUCAUUAUGAUCCUAAAUGAUAAAAUGUUUUGUUAUAUCACUCCUUUAUAUAACCACAAAUCCAAAUGUUGGUUAUUUUCUUGUUUAAAUUUAAAUAGUAGGAUAAAUUGUACCACUAUGAGCUUUUGAAUACAUUUAAAAUUACACUGCAAUCACACUGAAAACCAGGCUGUCAGCUGCUCCUGCUAAGCUGACAUGUGGGAGAUAUGAGGUUCUUUCAUUAUAUCAUUCAUUGAACAUUUUUCAAUCACUGCAGUCCACACUUCCAACACAGCUUAUAUUACCUAUCCCCUUGUCAACUGAUGGUCUACCAAUACUUUCAACAACUUUUUAAUACACGCAUACACAACUAAUGACUCAAGACUCAACAAAACAUUACACAUUAAGUUCAUAUUGUCCUAUUUUUUUGUCUCUAUACAUUUGCUUAAAUUAAAUAAUAGUUUAAUAACAUUUAAAAUCAUUCCCCAACAGUGACGAUGCUUUCAGCUUUUAUUUAAAGCUGCAAUAAUCACUAUUUUUAUAUUAACAAUGGAUCAAAUGCCUACAUGUAAUGUGAAAAGGAUCGCUUGCUUGUAAUCCCACAGAGAAUUGUCACCCGACUCUGCAUUUCCCCUCAGCUCUACUGAACAUUUUAGCGUCUUUAAGCUCAUUGUUUUGGUUUAACUGCCCUCAAUUUACUGUUUUGGUUCACCCUUACUACUCUCAUCAGUGUCACAGUCAGAAGCUAUUUUCUAGAUGUAACAAUAAACAACUGUUUGCAAACAA
This is a messenger RNA of Siniperca chuatsi (mandarin fish), 2853 nucleotides long. RefSeq names its product leucine rich repeat containing 18b (gene lrrc18b). Bases 447 to 1133 code for a protein of 228 amino acids. Gene Ontology annotation, molecular function: protein binding. The record is from RefSeq and is a predicted model, not a curated record. The transcript has 3 exons. NCBI's taxonomy places the organism in Eukaryota, Metazoa, Chordata, Actinopteri, Centrarchiformes, Sinipercidae.